Molecule: messenger RNA, 9721 nt
Organism: Calidris pugnax (ruff)
Lineage: Eukaryota; Metazoa; Chordata; Aves; Charadriiformes; Scolopacidae
Gene: SOBP
Product: sine oculis binding protein homolog
Exons: 6
Coding region: 5263-7770 (835 amino acids)
Biological process (GO): animal organ development
Cellular component (GO): nucleus
Source: RefSeq, a predicted model, not a curated record
GGGUUUGGUUUUUGGUUUUUUUCGCGGAGUCUGCGUGGAAGGAGUUUUGUGGGAUGGCUGGAAAAGGGAGCUGUGUGGGCUGUGCAGGGAGCCUCACCUGCCCGUGAGUCCUAGAAACAGCGCUUCCCCAAACAACCCGGGCGUUUCGGAACCAGAGGUGUAUGUGGGAGGACAAAGGAAAUUAAAGCAUCAAGAAAUUUUGCUUUCUGAUAGCCCAAAGGCCUAACCAUAAAAUGCAAUAUGGCGACAACGUAAAUAAGGGGAGAAAGUGAGGGCUAGUAAAAAGAAAAAAAAACAAAUAAAUAAAAUCCAAGUUCAUAUUGUGGCUAUAGAAACAUUUAUAUUUCCUUGGUGCAGUGAAAGUGAAAAGUGAAUUUGUGGGGCUCUGCACCGAGUGGGUUCUGCAGGCAAGGAAAUGGAAUGGAGCCACCGUGCUUCCUCCCAGAUCUGAAAUAAACAUUCAGCAGUAAAACCUAGAAGAAAAUGAGUCUGACAGACUCAUUCUCCCCUGCGUUUCCUGCCUCCGUGUUUGCCAGGCCUCGGUCGGUGAAGCCAGGCCUUGCCCCCUGUGAAUAAGGUUCGUAGAGAAGGAAAGGCGAGAGGUCUAAGAUGGAAAGAGAAGCGUGGCUCAGCUUCAGAAUGUAUUAAUUAGUGAAGAUUUGGGAAAAUGAUGCAUUGCAAUGUGAAAAAUCAAGCUGUAGGUGUACUGUUACGAUGAAAUGAAUCCUAAAGUGGGAAUAAAUGUGUAGCGUGUAAGUCAGUCUCACAAAGGAGAGAAACCACAGUCUGGCGAGUCAACACACUAUUCUUCAUCUUUGCCAUGAAUAGGAAGCAAAUUCAAGUCAAAAUACCAACGAGCAUAAUAGUUAGUUAGUUAUCCUGGCUCUUCCAGGAGGGAGGAUAUUUCUGUAUAGUACAAGAAUAGAGAAAUCAUACAGUUAAAACAUGCAAAUUACACAUUGCCCCGCAGUGGUGAUAAGUGGUUUGGGACUUAGCAGGGGGGCAAGGAAAGAAUUGCCAUCUUAUGAGGGAGGGCUUUGGUGGUGCUGUGUGAGUGGGGCCACUGGGGCGUUUGGGGGCCAGUUCCUUUGGCAGGGACGAGCCCGUUGUGCUGCAGCCGUGGGAGAUGCCCUGGUGGCUUCCAUGAUGUGUGGCUAUACACCUGGGCUGUCGGCUAGAGGAGCACAGGAGAUUUGGCUCUGGUGGGAUGUGAGCCCACUGCCUGGGUGCAGGCCGAGGGGGAGGCCGAAGAGGUUAUGGGUGUUUUCCGCUGCAGCCUCUGGAGCACAAGAGGCCGAGCGUGGCGUGGUGGUGUGAGCCCAGAAGGAUGCAGGGCAGGACCUCUGUGCUCGUCCUCUCAGCUCCAAGGCCGGCCCACGCUGUGAGCGGGACCGGGGCUCGGUCCCUUGGUUUCCCUGCGGGGGACGGAGUGUUGCCUCCCCGGCAGGGUGAAGUUGGCUUCGGUGCUGUAAUUUUGCAGUGAAAUCCGCGGACCCCUGCAGGACUCCUCUUGGGUUCGGUGGGAUUCGCUCUGUGCUCAAGGGUCCCAGCUUGGCAGUGUGAUUGCUGACUUGGGAUUUUAUUGAGGAUGGGCAAGGUUUUCCCUGGUGUGAUGGUCUUCCACCUCAUGCCAGCCCUCUGGCAGGGCUGUGGGGCUGGGGUGGCAGCCUCCAUCCUGCAGGCCCUCCACAUCCUUUUGGGGAAUGGGGCUGAAAGUAGACAUGGACUAGCUCAGUGCCUCUACUGUCCUGUUCCUGAAAAACCUUGGAAUUGCAGCUCCUUGCACAUCCUCCAUCUGGUCACCCACACUUGUUUUCUCCCUGGGCUUUGGCAGGCCCAUUGUCUCUCAGUUCAGCUGAUUACUUUCUAGCCUGCUCCAUCACAGUUUCUUCGGCUCUCCUGGCUCAACAUCAGGCUCUGCAUUCUUGCUUUUCUCAAGCACCAUGGUUACAAUCAUCACCUUUCUUUUCACUAAGCCUUUGAAGCUUGUACAUCCUUCAGUGAGCUUCUGCUGUGCACAUACAGGUUAUGUAUUAAUUGGCUUGCUUCCUUUCCUUAACUUCAUCAAGGACUGGGCUUUUUUUUUUUUCCCUUACUGCAUUCAGACAGAGAAAAAUUGUCUCCUCUCAUCAGUUUUAUUUUGACUAUUGCCACCACACUGGUCUUUAUAUCUCCCAUCUUGUUACCUAUAUUGAACCCACAUAGACUGGGCCUACCAAUGAAAUGGAGAGAAGGAAAAAUACGAGGAAACAAUGAAGUAAUAGUGGUCAGCUCCAGGGCUGCAGCUUCAGCAAGUGCUUGACCUGUGUGACCAUCAUCUUGAUGGAAAGGGUGUUAGAUGUGGCUGCAAACAGGUUUUGUAGUCAGGAGUCUGAGAGAAGAUGAUGUCGUGGUUCUGUGGACACCCGUCUAUGCAAGAGAGUUGGUGUGGAAGGAAACAAUUCUCAGCUUUGACCAUCUGCUUGUUGAGGAUGGGGUCAUCCUCUUGGUUUGCUGUGUACAGUGUGCUGUGUAAGGAAGCCCUGGCUGUGAGCCACCAGGAGAAUAGUAUUAAGAGUGAUCACCACCAUUGUAAUAUGUAAGAUAAAUUAUGAAGGAGAAUGGCUUAAUUGUUUCAUUUAUCCAAGCAUCCUUGUUGAGAAAUCACGGUGCUUACUUUUGUUACUGCUAAUAUGUAACCUCAUUCUACUCUCAUUGAAGUUCAUAGCAAAGGCCCCCAGUGAUUUUUAUCUUUUUUAAAGAGUCAACUCUAUUAUGAGUAAUUUCAAAAUCAGAUGUACUUUUUUGUUGUUACGACUGUUCAUUUUUGUGCAUGACUCAUCAUGGAUGUUAAGAUAAGGCUUGUAAGGUACUUAAACUUUGUGCUAUGACAAUCCCAACCAUCACUUUGAUUAGAUUCUGAAGAGACAUAUAAAUAUAUGAAUUUUCAGGAAAAAAUAAACAUAUAUACAGCCUUGCUUGCCUAUUCCUUGAUGAGUAAUUAGAAAUUACUCAUUGCCUGAAUUGAUCAACAGUGCAAAUAAAGCAAAAAGCAUCCACAGGAAGCAAAUUUAGAGCUACUCAAUUAAUUUGGUUGCAAGGGGUUUAAGUCAGGAAGGCUUUGGUCUCUACCUUGCUAGAUGAGUCUCUCGGGCUGCAUCUCCGUUGUUGAAACUCAGCAAAGCAAAGGAAUCUGGUGGAGCUUGUCUUUGGGCAUCCAUGGACCUGUCGGGCCAUUGUGGGUGAGCUGCAGUGGCAAGGUUUCAUUCUCCAUCCCCAGGUCAUUUUGUUGUUGGAUUCCCAUGGGUUAGAGACAGGGUUUGUGCAUUGGGACUUUCAGCGCUCUGAGAAGGAUUUUCUAAAAAGCUGAAAACAAAAAAAAAUUCAGAAAAAUUUCCCAUUUUUGCUAGUAUUUAAAACACUUACAACAAUGCAUCAUUCAAAUGAGCCUAUAUAUAUAAUUUUAGAAAUCAGUGUAGGUAUUAGGCACAUUACACUGCAUUGUACAUGCUAUUGCAAACUGUAGUAGUGACAUAGUUCAGACGUAACGGGUUGUUGCACUUGUAGUGCUAACAGUAGAGAUAGAGGUGGAAUGAUAUGAUGUUUUCCAGCAAUUUGGGGCUGCAGAGGACAGCCACGGAACCGAGACUUCCAGGAGAAGGUCAAGUGAAAAUGAAAGGGAAAAACCAGAGGGGAAAUUGAUGCUCCAAGGGUCUGCUGUGGCAUUUUGUUUUGUUUUUUUUCUUUUCCUGAAACAUGUGUUUGUAGCACAAUUGCACAGAGGAUACUCCUGGAAGAGUAUAAAUUGCUUGUGUUUAUUGCUUAUAGCUGCUUUACAGCGCUCCUUGAGUGACAGGAACACCUAUGCAAUCUGGUGUGAUGAAUGAGCCAGGAGCAGAGCAGCUCUGACGUUCCAGGGCAGAGCGCCUGCUGUAGCUUUGAAUUCAGAAGCAAUUAUCAUCUGAUUAAUUUUAUUUAUUUAUUUAAAUGACUGGAGAAUUGCUGUGUUCUAUCAUUAGACUUGCUCCCACUCAAAAAUUAAGCUAGAGCAGUUACUAGACAAAAUCUAGCAACCUGCAAAUUUGACACGUACCAUUUGUUUUGAAUUGGUGCUGUAUUCUCCUUGUUCCUUUGCUGGUAGCUAGAGUCCCAGAAGAGAUUGCAUAUCAGGAACAUUAUUUUAGAUGUCAAGAUCUUGCAGGAAAACGAACUUUGGAAUUUGUUUUAAAAGAGUGAUAAUAAAAAAAUGCAGAGACCAAACUGGAAGGCUUUGUGUGUGGCUUUUUCAUUUCAUUUCAUAGUUGUCAUAGUGCUUUAAACUGAUCUUUGCCGUUGCAAUAAUUCAUUAGCUGGUUUCCUUUGGUAGUUUCCUAAAUCCGUAAGCCCUAGAGCUCCAUGGCACUAUUUGGUUUCAAAAAGCUUUGUUGCCUGGCUGCAGAUUUCUUAAGUUGCUCCACUAAAUCUCCUGGCCCAGUAAUGAGCGUUUUCUACAGAAAUAUUUUUGCCACAUGACCUAGAGGAUGUGUUUUUAAUAGAAUUUGAGAGUUAUGACAGUCAUGUUCCGUAUUUUGCAUUUCCAUACAAACAUAAAAUGUAACCACACGGCUGCUUGGAAAUCGGUUUGAAAAUAAAUAUGGCAAAACUGAGAAAGGUUUUCUUAAGUAAAUAUAAGAGGUGUUUAUCUGAAACGUUAUGGUAAAAUGGUUUCAUGAUAAAGAGUUUUUAAGUGGUUUGACUAUGCAAGGCCCUAUAACUCUGAGGAAAAAACAUCUUUGCUGUGAUUUUAUUUGAUUUGGUUCAUGGGCAACUCAAGGAACUGUAAUUGUGUCAGUGACCUGCUCCAGCUGAAAAGACUGUAGAGCAGUAAGAUUGAUUAACUGCUGGUUGAAAAAAAUCCUAGUUUUCUGUUAUUCUCUUGCUGCAGUCUUAAAUAUUUUAUGGCAACACAGACAAGUUUGUGUGACGAAUGUAUGUUACAAUAUUUCUGACAUUGAAUGCUGGAGCAAAAGUCAUAAAUAUCUCUCCUUUUCAUUUUCUUUAAAUUACAGACGUACAAGUCUCUGUCAUAAUUACAUGUGCCAGUCAGAGAUUUAAAUGCAUUACACUUUAUGCACUUGACUUAUGAAACGAACAUUAGUCUUUGAGGAGGUGGGCCAAACCUGACACUUCCUCGUGUAGCACAGAUACGGUUCGAUUUAUGCAGUCCUCCCUUCCUUCCAAAUGGUUAUUGAUUACAUAAAUAAGUAGGUAAUUUUUCUCUUUCAGAACUUUGCAGAAAACACUAUGAAUGAGCUCCUUGGCUGGUAUGGUUAUGAUAAGGUUGAAUUGAAAGAUGGAGAAGAUAUUGAAUUCAGGAACUACUCGGCAGACGGGGAAAGCCGCCAGCACAUUUCUGUUCUCAAAGAAAAUUCUUUGCCAAAACCAAAAUUACCUGAGGACAGUGUUAUUUCACCGUACAAUAUAAACCCCGGCUACCCAGGGCUUGCCACAGGAAAUGGACUUUCAGACUCACCAGCAGGGUCGAAGGAUCACGGGAAUGUACCUAUUAUUGUCCCAUUAAUUCCACCACCUUUCAUAAAGCCACCAGCAGAAGAUGAUGUGUCAAAUGUACAAAUAAUGUGUGCCUGGUGCCAGAAAGUUGGAAUCAAGCGCUAUUCCCUGAGUAUGGGAAGUGAAGUGAAAUGCUUCUGCAGCGAGAAGUGCUUUGCAGCUUGCCGAAGAGCAUAUUUCAAGAGAAACAAGGCUAGAGAUGAAGAUGGACAUGCUGAAAAUUUUCCCCAGCAGCACUAUGCUAAGGAAACUCCAAGACUUGCCUUCAAGAAUAACUGCGAACUACUUGUAUGUGACUGGUGUAAGCACAUAAGACACACAAAAGAGUAUCUGGAUUUUGGGGACGGGGAAAGAAGGCUUCAGUUCUGCAGUGCAAAAUGUCUCAAUCAGUACAAAAUGGACAUUUUCUACAAAGAGACACAGGCCAAUCUUCCAGCUGGACUGUGCAGUACAUUACAUCCUCCAGUCGAAAAUAAAGCAGAAGGCACUGGGGUGCAGCUGCUGACUCCAGAUUCUUGGAAUAUACCGCUAGCAGAUGCUCGGAGAAAAGCCCCAUCCCCAGCGUCUGCAGCUGGCCAAAUUCAAGGUCCUGGACCAUCAGCGUCUACCACUGCCUCUCCGUCUGACACUGCCAACUGCUCUGUCACUAAAAUCCCCACACCAGUUCCCAAACCUAUUCCCAUCAGUGAGAAUCCAAAUAUUCCACCAGUUUCUGUCCAGCCACCUGCUAGCAUUGUGCCUCCAAUUGGUGUCCCACCUCGCAGUCCUCCCAUGGUGAUGACGAACCGUGGGCCAGUUCCUCUGCCCAUAUUCAUGGAACAGCAAAUUAUGCAGCAAAUCCGUCCACCAUUUAUUCGUGGGCCGCCUCACCAUGCCUCAAAUCCUAACAGCCCUCUGUCAAAUCCAAUGAUUCCUGGAAUCGGUCCCCCACCAGGUGGUCCCAGAAAUAUGGGUCCCACCUCUAGCCCCAUGCACAGGCCAAUGCUUUCCCCUCAUAUCCAUCCCCCGACAACACCUACCAUGCCUGGGAAUCCUCCAGGCUUGUUGCCACCUCCCCCUCCAGGAGCUCCUUUGCCCAGUCUUCCCUUUCCCCCUGUCAGCAUGAUGCCAAAUGGUCCUAUGCCUAUGCCACAGAUGAUGAACUUUGGAUUGCCAUCCCUUGCCCCGCUGGUGCCACCUCCAACUCUACUAGUGCCAUACCCUGUCAUUGUCCCUUUGCCUGUUCCCAUCCCCAUUCCCAUCCCCAUCCCUCACAUCAACGACUCCAAACCCCCCAACGGCUUCUCCAGCAACGGUGAAAGCUUCAUUCCGAGUACCUCCAGCGAGACGCCUGGGGCAAAGCCAAACAAUAGCUCUUCAUCCCCUCGAGAGUCAAAGCAAGGAUCAUCUAAAUCCUCUGACUCGUCACCGAGCUGCUCAGGCCAGUCCCUAAAUCAAGCUCAAGUGCUUCAGGAGCACAGUAAAAAUGAAGUUGUUGACUUGACUGUCAGACCUAGUAGUCCAGUGAACAGUAAAUUUGGUUUCCCCAGCGUGCUACAGGGUCCACAGGACGGUGUGAUAGACCUAACGGUAGGCCACCGGUCUAGGCUGCACAAUGUUAUCCACAGGGCUUUACAUGCCCAGGUGAAAGUUGAACGUGAACCUAACAGUGUUGUAAAUUUGGCUUUUGGUAGCUCAGACAAAAGGAACUGCGGUGACUGCAGGGACAACUGCAGCCCAGUUGACUCAAAAACAUUACCGUGCAGUGACGGAGCUCACUGCUGUCCUGUCUCCUUGCCCUCUGGCACGCCGGGACUGGAAGCUGGUGCAGCGGUGUGCAACGUCAUUGUGAAUGGCACGAAGAGCACGGAGGGUUCCAAGAACCCAGAGCCGCCCCAGGAGCCGAAAAAGCCCCAGCCCCCGGAGGAGCUGGCGGUGAGCGAGCUGGAGUCUGUUAAGGAGAACAACUGCGCAUCAAACUGCCACCUCGAGGGAGAUGCGGGCAAGAAGACCGGGGAGGAGCCCCUUGCUGGGGGAGACAAACAGGACCCGAACCUUAACAAUCCAGCAGAUGAGGACCAUGCGUAUGCUUUGCGGAUGCUGCCCAAGACAGGUUGCGUGAUCCAGCCUGUGCCAAAACCAGCAGAAAAGACUGCUAUCGCGCCGUGCAUUAUCUCAACGCCAAUACUCAGCACAGGGCCAGAGGAUCUGGAGCCACCGUUGAAAAGGAGGUGUCUCCGAAUUCGAAAUCAGAAUAAGUAAAGGAACGCUCGCCGACAGGGUACCUUGCAUGGAGAAAGGGAGCAGAGCAAACCACGUCACUCCACCGAAUGACACCAGCUGGUCCGCUCACCACCCCCUCUGGCUGAAAGUCCAGCAAAGAAAGCAGCUUCCUGUCAUGAAGCCCCUCCGAGGAAGCCUCGGUCCCACGGGUGCCUUUGACCCAGAAGACAGCACAUCAUGGACCCACACAGUGUGCUCAGCAUUCCUGCGACCACCCCUCUUCUCCUCCAAGGAACGCUUUUUUUCCUCUUGGUUUCUUGCUGGGGGGGAUUUUUCACCCUGGUUUCAAAAACCACACGGACCAACAUAGGUACUUUUCCCUCUCUGACUUCAAAGUUCAGAUAUUUGAGACUGGACAAUAAUACGGAUUUUUUUUUUUUUUUAAUUUUUUUUUUUUCCUUCGAAAAACUGCUGUGGUUUUGCUGCUACACUAAGAAUCGUGAUUUGCAUUGUAUGGUUUUGGACCUAUUCAAGUUUUGAUGGGGGAAAGGGGUAAUACUGGAGUAGCAACGCUUCAGAGUCAUCUCUGUCCUACCCAUGAUGCACUUUUAAAUGAAGAGUUAGAAUAUUUUAUUGGCUAAUAUACUUUCCUUGUUAUUUUUACAAAGGCCACCUUUAUCCUUUCUAAUGCCAUAUUUUCAGUGUUACACUUUUAUGGCUUUUAAUUUUUGAUUUGACAGAUGUAAGAAGCAGCAUGAAUAGUUUAUACUGUGGUUUUUCAGAGACUGAAUGCCAAGAGAACUCAGUAAAUGUUUAUUCUUCUCAGCUUUCUCUUUAAAUUCCCCUAAAUAGCGCCCCAUUUGGGAACAGAGCAAGAGUGUUGAACUAAAGACCAAAAUUCCCUCAAGGUGUAAAAUAAUCUGAGGGGAAUAUUUGCUGGGCGUCACGAAAGACUUGGAUGAAAUUUCAACCCUGAUGGUUUUCAGUGAUCCAGGAAGGCAGUGAGACAAUCUCUCCAUAUGCAUAGCCCUUUCAUGAUAAUUAGAAUGGUAUGGACAAACCAAUGAAAACAAGGGUAAAGUGAGAAAGAUCCCCCAUGAUUCUGUUUCACUGUUUGCUUUCUCCUGUCAUGGUUAAGAGAAAUGUGCAAUUCGAUCCUCAAUCAGUGGGUGGAGGAUAACAGGGUAGAAUUUACUUGUGUGCACUUGUACAGUUGUAGCCAAGAGUCCAAAAGUACACUAGAGCAUGUUAUACUGGCACUGAAUUGGUAAGAGAGUCGUGGAGUAUCCCAUUCUGACAAAUACAAAAAAGAAAAAAAAAAAGAAAAAAAAAAAAAAAACAAAAAACCCCCACAAAAACCCCACCAAAAAAAUAUCAAAAACAAAGAAAAAAAAACUUAAAAAAAAAAAUCAGAUCACCUUGUGAUUCAGUGUAACUGUUUACUAACUCGAAUAAAGCAAUUGUUCACUCUCGAGUGUUCAGAGUACACCUUUUCUAUAAGGCUGCUGCGGGGGAGUGAGGAGCAGUUUGCAGGAGCGGUGUCUCUGACCGUCUCAGUGGUGUUGGGAGCAGGGUAGUAGCAGAGUCAGUUGAACCAGAGCCUUGUAGUGAUGGUGCACUAUGAGCACUAUGUAUAUACUGUAUUUCUAUAUUUUCCUUUGUACAGAUUCACUUAAGUCAAGCUACUGUUUUACAGGUGCUCCUUAUUUAUUAGAGCUGUGAAAGCUUGGAAAACACACCGGGCGAGUAAGCUCGCUUUUUAAAAAAAAAAACAAAAACCCAACAAAAAAACAAAAAAGAGAGAGAAAUCCAACAACUCCUGAGUCUAGGGAGAGAGCUCAAAGAGAUAACGAUGAAACAUCUUCAAGAGAGCAAGAAUCUGCAGCACCCUCAGUGUGCUCUGCUUUCCUUUUGGGCUUGCAACGCUUUUCUCUCUCCCUGACUGGUGUCAGAUUUAUUAAAACAAAAUAAAUCUCCAAGAAAAAAAAAA